AUGGAUUUCACAAUUCAGUACUUUGAGAGGCGGCAAGCUGAGAACCCUCAAUUCUACUAUGCAAAAACAGUUGACAAGGAGACCAACUCUGUCACAGGACUCUUUUGGGUGGAUGGGAGGGCAAGGGCAUUGUACCCCAAGUACAAAGAUUGUAUCUUCUUUGAUACAACAUUUUGCACAAAUCGGUACAACAUGCCGUUCGCUCCGAUUGUUGGAGUGAACAACCACUUGCAAACGGUGUUGCUGGGUUGUGCAUUAAUGCCAAAUGAACAGAUUCAAAAUUUCAAGUGGGUGUUCCAGCAUUUUUUGCUUGCGAUGAACAAUGAACACCCAUUGAACAUCAUGACCGACCAGGACAAGGCCAUGGAAACUGCCAUAUCUCAAGCGCUGCCCAACACGGUGCAUAGAUGCUGCAAAUGGCACGUCCAACGAAAAGCGCGUGAGAAGUUGGGCUGGAUAAUGAGUAGGGAUGAGGUUUUUGAGCAAGCUUUCUACACUUGCAUCAAUGAUUCUGACACGGUUGAUGAAUUUGAAGAGAAUUGGCAGCACAUGAUACGUUGCUUCGACUUGGUUGACAAUAAGCAUCUAUGCAACAUGUGGAAGACUCGUGAAACUUGGGCUCCAACGUUCUUCCGGAAUUAUAAUUGUGGCUUCUAUGCAAUUCUUUUCUUGGAAAACUUCGAUGGUGUUGUCAUGAAGCAUUUUGAUGAGAGUUGCAUCCCAAACCUCCAGAAAAGUAUUGCAGCACAUCUUAUCAAGCAUCCCAGCAAUACCUUGGACCCUGCAGACCAGCUGAAGAAGUUGCUGGAACUUCGAUUGAAGAUCAAAGAUCAUUUUUCAUCAUCAACAUCUAGGGGGUGGAUGGAGUUCGUUCUUUGA
Molecule: messenger RNA, 879 nt
Organism: Aegilops tauschii subsp. strangulata
Lineage: Eukaryota; Viridiplantae; Streptophyta; Magnoliopsida; Poales; Poaceae
Product: protein FAR1-RELATED SEQUENCE 3-like
Biological process (GO): regulation of DNA-templated transcription
Source: RefSeq, a predicted model, not a curated record